Molecule: messenger RNA, 738 nt
Organism: Fusarium odoratissimum NRRL 54006
Lineage: Eukaryota; Fungi; Ascomycota; Sordariomycetes; Hypocreales; Nectriaceae
Exons: 2
Coding region: 1-738 (245 amino acids)
Biological process (GO): rRNA processing; ribosomal large subunit assembly
Cellular component (GO): nucleus
Molecular function (GO): exonuclease activity; nucleic acid binding
Source: RefSeq, a predicted model, not a curated record
AUGGAUCAACUGCAGUUAGAGGAAACACGCGCACCGGUACCGCGAUGUAAGUUCCACGACGGAAAAACAGUCAACAAGAGAUGGACCUGCUGUGGCGAGCAUGUGAUGGGACCUCCUUGUAAGCAAGAAGAGGAUCACCAGCCUGAACAACGUACUCUCAAAGAUAUAUCCAAUCGCUGGCAGUACACUGCAACGCCAUCGUCAACGACAAAGGAUACACGCAAAGCUGUCGUGAUCGACUGUGAAAUGGGAACAGCAGCAUCCGGAGAUUGCGAGCUGAUACGGCUGACUCUUAUCGACUAUUUUUCCAGCCAUGUUGUGAUUGACAAGCUCGUCUGGCCUGAUGUUCCAAUGAGCCACUUGAACACCAAGUGGUCAGGCGUAACAUGGAAGAUGAUGUAUGAAGCACGGAACAAAGGGAAGGGCGUGUUUGGCUGGAGAAACGCACGUUCUUUGAUUUGGAAGUUCGUGAGUCCAGAAACAAUUGUCAUUGGGCAUGGUGUGAAAUCAGAUCUCACUUCAUUGCGAUGGAUUCAUCCUCGAGUUAUCGACACGCUUAUUGUCGAGGGAGAUAAUCAUGGCGCAACGACUGGGCUUUCGUUGAAGAAGUUGGCUGAGGAGCGGUUGGGCAGAGUCAUACAGAAAGGGAGAGGCCACGAUAGCCUUGAGGAUGCGACUGCUACACGAGACUUGCUUCACUGGAAUAUUGUGAGAAUGGUUAAGGGUACAGAGGCUUGA